Molecule: messenger RNA, 5269 nt
Organism: Chinchilla lanigera (long-tailed chinchilla)
Lineage: Eukaryota; Metazoa; Chordata; Mammalia; Rodentia; Chinchillidae
Gene: Polr3g
Product: polymerase (RNA) III (DNA directed) polypeptide G (32kD)
Exons: 8
Coding region: 2360-3031 (223 amino acids)
Biological process (GO): cell population proliferation; transcription by RNA polymerase III
Cellular component (GO): RNA polymerase III complex
Source: RefSeq, a predicted model, not a curated record
CCCGGCAGGGCCGCAGAGUGGAGGCUGCGUCACGGCGCCCGCGAGCGUUAGUGCGGCGGUCACUGCAGCAGACUGGAAGCCCAGAGGGCGGCACUUUCCCCACCCAGGGGUCUGACUGUCGAGGCCGAAGCACUGCGUGGGAAGCGCCGGGCCUUCCCCAAGCGACUGGCGGCGAUGCGUACUCCCAGCCAGCACGGAAAAAGUCGGGCCGGCACGGCGGGCAAGGACUACGGCGCCUGCCAAGGGCUAAAAAGCGCCCGGCCCGGGGGCGGGGCCUAGCGGAGGGGCGGGGCCGGGCGGCCGGCCGGGAGGGAGCGUGCUCUCCCGCCGCGUGCAGGGCGGUGCGCGUGUCUCCCCGGUGCAGCCAGCAGUCCGGAGCUCCGCCGCUCGCACCCCAGGCUGCCCGGCCGGCUCUUGGGCUGCACGGCUUUUGCCCUAGCCGCGAGACUUAGUGAGCAGGUAACAGGGAGCCUUGCAGGACCUGGGAGGGGAUGACGAGGGUAGAGGGGAGUUAGAGGGGCGUCUGGACAGGAGUGAGGGUGAGGGGCGGAAAGACCUUAAAGCGCGACGGUCGGGUCGGAGCUUUGUAAAGUCGUUUCACAUCUUGAGCCCUCUGCUCUUCCUGGGAGCCCUGAGUUAGAAGGGCGCUGAUGCGCUCACUCGUGGGAGACUUUGCGUAUCCCAUGGCUCUGUGGUUGUUUCAGGCUUUGCCUCGCCGCAGGUUGCAGCUGGGGACACACCGGCCGUCUCUUUUUUUGAGGACUGGCGCUUUACCCCGAAUCAUAGGGAUCGGGCGCGCCAACUAUGGCUUGUCUUUUCAAAAACAUGAAAUUCUGCAUCUCUUUCCCUUUAGGGGAGUUCUUUGCUCUCGGAGCAAAAUAAAAAAAGUAAAUGGGAAAGGUGCAGCUCCCUGAGAGGAAGCCAGCCGCGGAUAAUGACUGGGUGUGGUCUGGCCUGCCUGCCCCAUAAAUCCUCCCCCCCCCUCCCAGAACAGCGUGUCCCAUCCCUUGUACUCCCUCCUAGCAAUUAUUGCAUCUGUUUGGGGAUCUCUGAAGCCUAAAUAAUUUCUUUAAGAACUUGGCUAAUGUCCCUCCUUAGCCAGGAGAAGUUAUGAAGAGACCCGUGGGACAACAUUAUAAAAGAUAAUUGGUCAAACCUUUGUAGUGGCGGCCAGUAAUAACCCCUCAUGGCAAGAAGGUUCCUCUCCUGCUGCCCUCCUGAAGCCUGGUAGGGACGGCGCCUGCGUGUUGUGCUACUCUAGGUAGGGGCUAUGCAGUUACUCGCCCCAGGACUACCCUUGAGCGCAAGUUCCUGAGCUAGAUGAUGUGUGAACAACAGAACUGUGUAAAAAAGUAAUGAUCUGGGUUCUCAAGAAUUUCAAGAAAUUUAAGCCGGGCAUAAUGGCAAAAGCCUGAAAUCCCAGCACUCAGGAGAUGGAGGCAGGAGAAUCCCAGCGAGUUUGAGGCCAGCCUGGGCUAUAUGGUGAGUUCAGUCCAGUUUGAGCUACACAGCAAGAUCCUGUCUCAACCGAAAAUAAAAGAAAGAAUUUGAGGGAGAUGAUACCUGCGGUAUAAGGCCUUGGGGAUGUGAACAGAGAGGAGGUAAAAUGAGGGGCUGUAGAGAUACAGGCGGGAGGAAUUUUUGAGGAGUAGCCUUUUGCCAGUUUUACAAGAUCGCUAUUAGGACAUCUCAGCAGAAAUGUGGUGCUCUCUGUAGUUUGGGUAUUUUCCCUCUAGGCAAAAGGAAAGCACUAGAGGUUCAGUGGAGUGAUAACCUUCCAAGCCAUGAGCUCAGCAAUAAUUCUCUUCAUAGUGGAUUUUUGCCAAACUGGUUUGUGAUAGGACAUAGAAAGGUGAUUAAGUCUCCAGGGGACCUUCACACCUGCAGGUCCCUCUGCCUUUCUGUCAGCCUCCUCCUGGACACCCUCUUCUGCUUCUCUGCCUGCCGCUGCCCCUCUGUGCUGUCAGGUUUCUGCUCAGAUAUUCUGAGUAAGACGUGCCCCAGCGCUGAGUUUUCCAUAGUCCCACCAAUGUUUCCUGUUUUACCCUUCUUCACGUCUCCGCCACUCCCUUCCGCAUGCUAGAAGAUGUGUUUGGCUCAUUUCCCAUACUAGACCCUGAGCUCCGUGACAGCAGAGAUUUUGUGUGGGCCACUGCCUUCUUCCCAGGCCCUGGAAGACUGUGACACUGAAAGUGCUCAAUAAAGACUGGGUGAAUGGAUGAUCCAAGACUCUCCUGGGGCACAGGCGAGAACUGGCAGUUGCAACAUGACAGUACAGCAGUUGUAAAAAGCAGAGUAAUGCUUGAGAAACACAGAGAAGGGACAGCAUUUGCCUGCUCCUCUGGUGUAACUAGUUUUAAUGGCUGGGAAUAAAGGAAGAGGACGUGCUGCCUAUACCUUUAAUAUUGAGGCUGUUGGGUUUGGCAAAGGUGAAAAGUUACCUGAUGUUGUGUUGAAGCCACCCCCACUGUUUCCUGAUACAGAUUAUAAGCCAGUGCCGCUGAAAACAGGAGAGAGUGAAGAUUACAUGCUGGCCUUGAAACAGGAACUGAGAGAAACAAUGAAAAGAAAGCCUUACUUUAUUGAAAAAACUGAAGAAAAACCAGAUAUUGAAAGGUACAGUAAAAAAUACAUGCAGGUGUACAAAGAAGAGUGGAUACCAGACUGGAGAAGACUCCCAAGAGAGAUGAUGCCAAGAAAAAAAUGCAGAAAAGCAGACCCAAAAUCCAAAAAGGCCAAAGGUACAGACAAAGUCUCUUCGCUCAUUAAUACUGCAGAUGUGUUGAAAAAAAUUGAGGAACUGGAAAAGAGGGGUGAUGGUGAAAAAUCUGAUGAGGAAAAUGAAGAGAAAGAAGGAAGCAAAGAAAAAAGUAAAGAAGGCGAUGAUGACAAUGAUGACGACGAUGCAGAACAGGAAGACUACGACGAGGAAGAGCAGGAAGAGGAAAAUGACUACAUCAAUUCAUACUUCGAAGACGGAGAUGAUUUUGGUGCUGACAGCGACGACAACAUGGAUGAAGCAACCUAUUAGCCAUGAAAUUUCUCAGGACAGUUUUCAUAAUUCACCUUCUGAGUAUUUCGGCAAACUUGAUUUGUUUUGUUUCUGAUAAGGAAUGAGUACCUGUUUUGUCUGUUUCACUGGACAAAUACUUGUAGCAAAAUAUGUACAACUACUUUGAGUUUGUAGUUACCUUAUAAACGAGUCUCUGUUCUGACAUUCCUCCUGAGUACCUCUGCCACCCCUCUUAUGUCUGCUAGUGGAGUUUUGAAAAACUUGUAUUUGAAUGUGCCUCAAGAGCUUUUGCAUCUCCUAAUCUAUAGCUCCAUACUUGAACACAUCAGUUUUCUUUAACUGAUCUUUUCUAAAGAUUAUUAUGAGUCAUAGUGGCUUUCUAUAAUGUACAAGUUGACAAGACAGCACAUGGAGCACUUUAAAAACAAACUUGAAAAUUAUUUUUCCUUUUAUGUGGAAUGUACUGUACUACAUUAUGACUACAGAAACUUACCUGACCUCUCACAAACGCAAACUUAAGAGAUUAAAAGUUUUGUGAUCAAAAACACACACAGGGAAAGAUGUCCACAUGAGCGAUACCAGUUUCACAGUCCACAUCUCACUGUAAAGAGGUUUUCCUGUUCGAUGAAUAUAAUAGUUGGAUUUGGGGCUACUUCAGACCAUACAAUAUAUGUGAUCUCGCUGUAGUAAGUUGGAUAUCCUCAAAUAGUUAAGUUUAUGAAAAAUUAGACUGCCCCACCUUGUUUACUGUUGGACUUCAUAGCAGUGUGGAGUAAGUUCAGUUGUAUCAGUUUCACAGGAGCAAACUCAGUGUGAGCUUGGUGAAGGGCAGAGGCCUGUGUGUUUCACGGGCCUCAUGUGCUGUACAGUGGUUAUAUAAUAACACAGAACGAACUCAGGUCAUUUUGAAAUUAAGAUUAGUCCUUUUUUAAUUUAAAAGCUAGCUCCCCUUCCAUUUCAUAUUCUGGGGAGAAAAUACCUAGAAACCUCAGCCUCCACUGAACUAAAAAUGCCAAAGAUUUUCAAGAAAAUUCAUAUUAUAUAUUUCAAAAACAACUUAUUAAUAUUACACACCAAAAUAAAUAUAUUUUUCUCCUUGGGAUGAUAUCACCCAUCUGCCUGAGCACCAGAGCCCUAAAUUCUGUUUCUACCUAUAUUAAAUUCCACCUUGAAGCUGAACAUGAUUAAGUUUCUGUGCCUUAGUUGCUCCACUUGUAAAGAGUUUCCUAUAAAAGUUUUUAAACACUAACCAGAAUUUCACCUUACAUACAUUCUCUUUGCCUAUUGAAAUAACCAGGUCUUAAAUUUGGUUCUUACCUUCUGAUCAGGCACAGCUGUAACUGAAAACAGUUCUAAGACAUGUUUUCCUAGUAAAAUGUAUUACUGUAAUCAGAUUUUUCCCUUGUUAUUUGUAGGGAAAACUGGAAAAAAUUUGUGUUGCGUGAUUUCGCAAUGUGACUCUCAGGAAAAAGAUCACUUUCAAUGGCAAUACUUGCUCAAGUAAUUCUAGAUGGGUUGAAAUCCCAUCUAACUAGUUUAGUGCUGUGUUCAUUUUAUGUGACUUAUUUAAAGUUUAUCAAACUGUAAGGCUCUAAAUUGAAACAGUCUUCAAGCUGCAAUCCAUUAAGAGUAAAAACUUCAAAAAAAAAAAAAAAAAGUAAAAACUUCACAUGAAAGUUUCCAGGAAUAAUGGCGAAGUUGUCAUUUGGGAAUGAUGAUGUAGUUCCAUUCUUAUGGAUCCCUGGUAUCACAGUCAAGUACUACUGUUUAGUUCAUAGGAAUCUUGUCUCUACACUGUUUUCUUGGUUUAUUACAAGUCUGUCUUAACUACUUGAAUCAGGCAAAUACACUGAAGAUAAUUAGUUCUUUUCCUAGAUUUUGAUCAGCCUUCACUGGGAUAGUCUUGCAGAUUGUAGGGCAGUCCCUCUGGGCAGGGAUUUACCCUAGGAGGCCCCAGCUAGGUGUAUUCUUUCCCCUUUUGGAAGAUCUUUUUAUAAUUUUAAAGUAUAUAAAUUGUGAGGACAGAAUCUGCAGAUUGUUUUAUUUACUAGCAUAAACCUUUUUUUCCUGGCUUAAGAUCUGACACUGUGAAGUUACUCCAUAGGGAAGUAAACAGUAUUUUGCAGCGAGUGUCUUUAAUAUAUAGAAAAGUACUUGUUGGUGAAGUAUCUUUAAAUUGUUAAAACUGGUUGCUAUAAUGCUUUUUUCUUUUGUAUUUGUUUACACAUUAAAUUCUUCCAAUAUAAAAUUGUGUCA